Messenger RNA from Papilio polytes (common Mormon), 1814 nucleotides. RefSeq names its product nose resistant to fluoxetine protein 6-like. Bases 1 to 1806 code for a protein of 601 amino acids. Gene Ontology annotation, molecular function: acyltransferase activity, transferring groups other than amino-acyl groups. The transcript has 12 exons. The record is from RefSeq and is a predicted model, not a curated record. NCBI's taxonomy places the organism in Eukaryota, Metazoa, Arthropoda, Insecta, Lepidoptera, Papilionidae.
AUGAUAGCCAGCGAGUACCGUCGUAUGCCGCCUCUAUACAGCCUGGAUGAUUACAAUGAAUGCUUGUCUGAUCCUGGAGGUACUUACUGCCUCCUUGACCUCGAUCUGUUCUCAAACCAGCCCUCGGAAUUAAUGCGGUACAUACAUGAAUAUUCAGCAGAUACACAGAAACAUUUCAACCACACACAAAUACAUAAAGGUGUGUGUGUGACGCGACGUUGCUCACAUGCGAACCACACCGAAUGGGACCACAAUACGACCCUUGCGGCAUGCCUUAAUGAUUCUAUAUGGAGGAAUUAUAAAUUACAAGCGAGUCUGACUAAAAUUCAUUAUUGUGACAGUGCUGAUGAUAGAGGAGGUUUGGACUCGAGCGAUUUAGCCGUGAUUAUUGUUUAUAUGAUUUUACUUGCAGUCAACGUUAUAGGAAGCCUCUACGAUGUCCUUUUUUGCCAUCCAAGCAAUAAAUCAGGCAAUCCGUAUAUUCUGUCGUUUUCUCUGAGACGGAACUGGGCAAAGCUAGUAGCGCCCGGCGGCGUAGGGCCCGAUCCUAGGCUGGAGAGGUUGAAAUCUUUUCAAGGACUAAGGGCCAUGACGAUGGUAUGCGUUAUAUUUUCACACGUCGCUCUCGCGAUGGGAUACAGUUAUUUGGAAAAUCCUGAAUUCGUAGAAAAGAGUUUCGAUGACCCGAGCAAGCAGAUCCUGUUCAACGGCAAUCUGGUGACGCACACAUUCUUCGUGAUGUCCGCUUUCCUGUUAGCCUACAACUUCCAGAUCAACACCGAGAAGCACAAAUCAACUCUGUGGGACUUCCCAAAAGGAAUACUGUUGAGAUUAAUCAGACUGACGCCGACGUACGCGCUGGUGCUGGCGACGAGCGCGACCGUGGUGCGGCACAUGGGCAGCGGGCCCAUGUGGCGGAUGGUAGUCGGCCGACAGGUCCGCGACUGCCGACAAUACUGGUGGACACACAUGCUGUAUAUACAGAACUACAUGUCCACAGAUAAUACCUGCCUCUUGGAGACUUGGUACUUGGCUGCGGACAUGCAGCUGUUCUGUGUAGGCCUGCUAGUGUGCCUGCUGUGCCGGCGGCCGCGCGCCAAGCGGCUGGCGCUAGUAUCGCUCUUCUUGUUAUCUUUGGUCAUAUCGGCAGCUACUACUUACUUCAGAGAUCUCGAUCCUAUCAUCUACCAAAGUCCUGAAAUGAUACGUAACCUGUACACGAAGGACUGGACAUUCCAUUACUCGUAUAUCCCGGGUCACACCAACCUGGCGCCGUACGUGCUGGGCCUCGCCGGCGGCUUCCUCGCAUACCACUAUCAGGUGGAUGCCAAAGAUAUGGAAAAGUAUAAGAAGUACCGAUACGUAGUGUGGGCAAUUUUUCCUAUUGGGGUCCUGCUGAUUCUGUCCGGUGCCGUGUUCUACAUGGACUUCGUGGUUCCUACUGCAUUGAAACUGAUAUACGCAACUCUCUACAGACCACUCUUCCAAUUGAUGGUUGCCAUUUUUAUCAUGGCUUGCGUCUUUAAAAUAGAAUCUUUUUACCGCUGCAUUGUGGAAUGGCGCGGGUUGACUUGGGCCGGUCGGCUGACAUACGGCUGUUAUUUGUUGCACACAUCGUUCCAAAGAGGAUUUGUUGGCUCACAAACACGGACUAUACACAUAAACGAAUACACCAUGUUAGUGGUGACGUUUGGAACAAUGUUUAUGUCAACCCUGGCGUCUGGAGCGCUGUGGUUGUGCGUGGAAUCUCCAGUAGCGGCGCUCAGCAAAGCAUGCUUCGCAAAAAAGAAACGAAUUGAAACUUAGUACUUAGU